Danio rerio (zebrafish) is the source of this 2004-nucleotide messenger RNA. NCBI's taxonomy places the organism in Eukaryota, Metazoa, Chordata, Actinopteri, Cypriniformes, Danionidae. The record is from RefSeq and is a predicted model, not a curated record.
AUGUCCAAGGUGUUGCAGAAAGUGGUUGACGCCAUUGAGGCAGGUGUGGAUGCAAGAAGCACAUCAAAUUACACCAGCAGAUGGGAUCCAUCCAAUGCUUUCUUUUUCUGUGGCACCAUAAUCACCACCAUCGGCUUUGGAAACAUCUCACCCAAGACCAAAGGUGGUCAGUUGUUCUGCAUAUUUUACGCUCUGGUGGGGAUCCCCAUGUUUGGGAUACUGUUAGCCGGGGUUGGAGAUCACCUGGGCACCCUGCUGCGGAGAGCCGUGGCCAAGGUGGAGACUUUGUUCUUGCGCAAGGGUGUGAAGCCCACCAGUGUCCGCAUAAUCUCAGCUGUGUUCUCCAUCCUGAUUGGCUGCUUGGUCUUCAUCGCCGUGCCGACCAUGGUGUUUCAGGAAGUGGAGAGCUGGAGCCUGCUGGAAGCGGUGUAUUUUGUUGUGAUUACACUCACCACGGUGGGCUUUGGGGACUAUGUGGCAGAGAACAGGAGAGAUGGAACGCCCCUGUACAAGCCAUUGGUGUGGUUGUGGAUAGUGUUUGGUCUGGCGUAUUUUGCAUCCAUCCUCACGAUGAUUGGGAACUGGCUUAGAGUCCUUUCAAAGAAGACGCGUGCAGAGAUGGAGGAGCUGAGAGCUCACGCCACAGACUGGACUCAAAACAUCCAGAACAUGUCUAUGGACUUCCGUAUUCCCGUUCCACUGGAUCUUAAUGACCCCUUUCAGCUUCAGCGGAGACGCAGAAGGAAGCGCCACCACCACCAUCAUCAUCAUCAUCGCCACCCAAGACCAAACACAACAGGACUGACUCAUGGGAUCUCUCUUGAUGCCGAUAUUAUCAGAGAGAACGGACAUCUGAUCCUUGGCUGGCCGACAUGCAGAUACAAACCAGCUUCAGAAGUACUGUCCCAAUCCAGGUCAAUGAGCAGGAUUGAUGGAGCGCAUUAUGAGAUGAGACCAGGAUCACGGCUGACAGUAGGACCGACGUCGAGAUCCAUCUCACGGCUAGAGCUAAAACCAGCAUCCAGAGCCGGGUCCAGAGCCAUUUCCAGAUCCCCCUCACAAUCCGAAUCGGGGUCAUUUUCUGCAUCCGAGACACCAUCUGAGUCCUGGUCGGAAUAUGAAUACGAGUCAAACUCCUGUAACUCAGAGGAUGUGGAAUCUGGAGCGAAGGCAUCACGGAGAUCACUGGAAAGUCAGAAUGAUGUUCCGAUUGUGGUAGUUGCAAGCUGCAGUCCACCCCGUCCGUCCCUUCUGGACUUCUUUGGCGAGAACCUAGCCUACAUCGACGAGUCUUCCGACGCUCUUAGUGAUCGGGUCAAACCGUCAGGACAGAACCGUCAACGCAGACCAAAGAGGAGGAGUAUGACAAAGCGGCAGCCUGCUGGACUACAGAGGGAGGUCAGUAAUGAACUACAACCCCCAUCACAUCCUCCGACUCCACCACCUCCAACAUCUUAGCUUUCAAAAUCACUGUCAAACACUGUCAACCAAAAUGACUUGCGUAAUGAACUCUGGCUUUCAGAAUAGCACACUACAUCUUUUUUAAAUUAUAUAUACGAUAAAUCAGAUCCUCCACUAUUUUGAGAUUGCUGUAUUUAACGCAAAUUGUCGGAAGAUUUCCCACUUUUUUUUUUUUAGUUCAGUCUGGUUUAAAUUCCUGCACCGUCACAGAGCGCCAUCUGCACAGUUUUACAUUCAAAAACAAUAGUAUUUGAGUAUAGAAUGUGCUCGUACGGUUUGCAAAGCCUCUCUUGUACACACAUUGGAUCAUUUACAUCAAUUUGUUCAAAUAGUCGUCAAACAAUACGGUUAUUUAUUGUUUUUAUCGCAAAUUUGACCCUGGACCACAACAUCAGGGAUAAGACUACAUUGUUUGGAAAUUGAGGUUUAUACAUCAUCUGAGACGCUGAUUAAAUAAGUUUUAUAUUGAUGUUAGUGAUGGGUCGUUCAUGAACGAUUCGUUCAUUUUGAACGAAUCUUCAAUAUGACUCGGGAACUAUAGCU